AUGGCAGCCACGGUUAGGCAGCGGCCAUCCAGGCAUAAAGAAGUGCAGCCCAGGAAAUGGAACCAUGUUCACAGGCAGCUUCGGCAGGUUGGCACGUGGCACGUGUCCCUGGACGUCAAGCACUUCACCCUCGAGGAGCUGACAGUCAAGAUCAAGGAUGGCGUGGUGGAGAUCACCCGCAAGCAGGAGGAGCGGCAGGAUGAGCACGGAUUCAUCUCCAGCUGUUUCACCCGGAAAUACACGCUGCCCCCUGAUGUGGACCCCACCCAGGUCUCCUCCUCCCUGUCUCCUGAGGGCAUACUGACCGUGGAGGCCCCCAUGCCCAAGCCAGCCACACAGUCCAACGAGAUCACCAUCCCUGUCACCUUCGAGUCGCGGGCCCAGCUUGGGGACCCAGAAGCUGCAAAAUCCGACCAGUCUGCAGCCAAGUAAAGCCUUAGCCCAGAUGCCCACCCGUGCCGUCGCCACUGGCCAUGCCCACCCCCCCACCUGUGUGUUCUUUUGUUACGUUUAUCUGUUUUUCUCAAAGUUUGAAGCAACCCCC
This is a messenger RNA of Callithrix jacchus (white-tufted-ear marmoset), 544 nucleotides long. The record is from RefSeq and is a predicted model, not a curated record. NCBI's taxonomy places the organism in Eukaryota, Metazoa, Chordata, Mammalia, Primates, Cebidae.